CUAAUGUAAAGGAUUACCAGGACGCUUGUGUUUGACUUUUUUGUUUUGCUUUUUCUUUUGUCUUGCAUUUUUUGGCUAUUUAUACACUCCGGGGACAACAUUUCAUACUUGGAUCAUUACUGUCACAAAGUCUGCAGAAGAAAUGAAGAAAUUGAUCUAUGUGGCUCUUUUAACAUUUGCAUUACCUUGCAUGGUUGAUGGCAGCUGCCCAGCUGUGUGUGAAUGCCCUGCCGUGCCCCCGAUGUGCCCCGCUGGCGUCAGUCUGGUGUCUAAUGGUUGCGGGUGCUGUAAAGUCUGUGCUGCGCAACUCAACCAGGACUGCAAUACUCACAAACCCUGUGACCACCAUAAGGGUUUGGAAUGUAACUAUGGCAAUGAUGUGAUGAUGGGAACAGGAAUAUGUCGAGCUAAACUAGAGGGCCGCAGCUGUGAGUACAACGGGCGAAUGUAUCAGAACGGCGAGAGCUUCCGUGUGGGCUGCAAACACCAGUGUACGUGUAUAGAUGGAGCGGUGGGUUGCGGGCCUCUCUGUACCACGGAUCUGCCUCUCUCAUCACCCUCCUGCCCCUACCCUCGACUGGUACGGGUGCCUGGUCAAUGCUGUUUUAGUGUGGACUGCCACAAAGGGGCAAUAACACCACUGAUACCCCCAUGGAAAACGAAACAGCACGCUAAAGGUCCUCUAGAUGAGAACGAUGACGUGCUGGGGAACGGGAAUAGAUGGGAAGACGAACAGGGAUAUAAACACUUAACAAACCCAUGGGCCAUUGUUCAGAAGCGAUGUGUAGUCCAGACAACUGAAUGGUCUCCAUGUUCAAGUAGUUGUGGAAUGGGCGUGUCCUCUCGAGUAACUAACGACAAUGCUCAGUGCAAGCUGGAGAGAGAGACUCGUCUGUGCAACAUACGACCCUGCAGCCUAUUGGCUGCUGUUCCCAAGAAAGGGAAGAGGUGUACACGCAUGCAGAAGUCACGAAAACCUGUUCACCUGUCCUACGCAGGCUGCCGCAGUAUCCAUGCUUACCAGCUGAACCACUGUGGCACAUGCAUCGAUGGGCGGUGCUGCAUGCCACGGCGCACCCGCACCGCCUCAGUCCCUUUCCAGUGCCCUGGGGGAGGGCGUUUCGACAAAGCUGUCAUGUUCAUCUACUCCUGCAAGUGCGGACAAGACUGUGGGCACCUAAACGAAGCAGCCAUGCCACCGCAGAAGUGGCUUUAUGGAGACACGCACAAGUUCAUUGACUAACUUUCCGUGGACUAUAUAUGGGAUAACAUGACUGUAUCAUGACAACAGUGCACAACACAAUUGCACUGACAUGAGAAUAUUUAAGUGUAGCUUAUAACACAUAGAACGAUUCUGACUCCAGGGAAGGCGUAUACACAUUAUGGUCCCGUUUUUUUGGUUGAGAGUUCUGCUGGUCAGCAAGGAUGAUUGAUGCAUCAUUUUAUUGCAUAUACAUUUUUUAUCUAUAGGAAUUAAGUAUUCUGUAAAACUGACAGCUUCAUGCAAAUCCUAAUGAGAAAAAAAACAGAGCUUGUAAAAUAUUUGCAUGAAUUAACUAGUCAAGACAAUAUUAGAUCUUGUUUGAUUGCAUCACACCUAAGUGUUGUAGGUUUUUUAUGCAAAAUGAUUAGUCCAAGUUGAAAAAUGUCUAUUUGAUAAAAAGAAGAGACAAAUUGCCAAAAAAAAAGACAUUAGGUAAAGAAUAAAACACAUGUCGUCAUAGGAAAACAAUCAGUGACACAGCGGGAUGGCGCAAUUGUUACAUAUCUCUUGAAGUAAUCUGGAAACCAACAAUUUACACAGAUCUAAACAACCUUCUGUGGCAGAAAUGUUGGCAACUACUACAAACCACUGACACUGGAGACUCCUUACUGUAACAUUUAAUAAAUGUCUCCUUAGAUAAAGUUUUAUAAUCACAACUGCUAUGUGAAAAGUCUGCUGAGAAACAGCAUAUUCAGCGUGUGUGUGUGUGUGUGUGUGUGUGUAAACAGAAACAAAGUAAACAAACUUCUCUACACACACACAUUAUGAAUUCUUAAUGAAACACUCAGUCACUUACAUGCAUUACAUAACUUCUCAUAAAUAUUUUCAGUAUUAUCAGUCAAUUUGAUAUAGCAGGACUGAUACAAGUCUUAUAACUUGUAUGUGUAUUAAUUUACUAUAAAUUAUCUAUAAGGUAUUGCUCAUGUUGACCGUUUUAAAUCUUAGGCAGCUAAUGUUCUUAAUGUUUGUUUUAUUGCACUUUUACUCAUGAACCUGGAUUGUAACUGCAAUGAAUAACGCAUCCCAGGUUGCAGCACAAGAGAAUAAAGAGUAAUUCUCGC
This is a messenger RNA of Clarias gariepinus (North African catfish), 2325 nucleotides long. Its product is annotated as CCN family member 1-like. Gene Ontology annotation, molecular function: protein binding. The record is from RefSeq and is a predicted model, not a curated record. The transcript is spliced from 5 exons. Gene Ontology annotation, cellular component: extracellular region. Gene Ontology annotation, biological process: signal transduction. Lineage: Eukaryota; Metazoa; Chordata; Actinopteri; Siluriformes; Clariidae. The coding region runs from base 143 to 1243 and encodes 366 amino acids.